Schizophyllum commune H4-8 is the source of this 696-nucleotide messenger RNA. RefSeq lists its product as uncharacterized. The record is from RefSeq and is a predicted model, not a curated record. The annotation marks the transcript as partial. The transcript has 2 exons. NCBI's taxonomy places the organism in Eukaryota, Fungi, Basidiomycota, Agaricomycetes, Agaricales, Schizophyllaceae.
AUGACCGACUAUGCUGCGCAGGGUAAAACGAGACCUACCAACGUCGUCAACCUCACAAACUCGCGGUCACAUCAAGCCGUGUACACGGCGUUAUCGAGGAGCUCGUCUGCGGAUGGAACGGCUAUCAUGACUUCGUUCGCAAGCGGUCUCAUUACCAAAGGAAUGGACGACCAACUGAAGAGAGAGUUCAGAAAUCUUGAAGUUUUGAACGAUAUCACGCGCCUGCGUUACCAUAAUCAGCUACCUGCAAGCGUCGAAGGGGACACAAGAAACAAACUGAUCAAAUCCUUCCUCAACUGGAAAGGCGAUGACUACGAGAUACCGGGUUUGCAUGAGGCGUUGCAAUGGAAAUCAUUGAGUGACUGGGACGAUCUAGACACACCGUUCGGGCGUCAGUCAUGGCAAUACGCAGAGAAUGAGAAGUCAGAAGCCGUCAGCCAAGAACCUGAAACGAAGGGCAGUAGAAGCAGUGCACGGAAGGGAAGUAAAGGUCACAGAAGUAGCGUGACACAGAGCAAUGAAUCCCUGGUUAGAAAGAAGAGGAAUGGAGCGAAGGUAGGGGCACAAUCGACCGCAGUAUCGGAGACGCACGUACCUCGGGGAUACGAGUGGAACUCGACUGACUGGAGUUGUCCGUACGACUCGUUGUUCACUAUCCUGCAUGCAAUUUGGAAGGGAGAGCCGCGUCGCUGGUCG